AAGAGUGCAGUGGAUAGUCGUUUAAUUAAUAACCACUGUCCCCUUUCGCCGUGACCUCAGGCAGGCACUGAUCUGUUGCAGCACCAGACUAUAGAGGAGAUGCAAAUAUUGAUGGUGCAUUUCAAACGUGGAUCUCAGUGAAAGGCCACCGGCAGACCGAAUCAGUGGCAAACAGGAACUCUGGAAAUCAAAUGAAAGGAGAACAAGGAGCCCAGGAUAUAUAAAAACCUCUUCCAGACCUCUGUGAUCUUCAAGAAUACGGGCAGACGGCUGUUUGUUUGCUGUGUACUGAACCUGAAGCAGUUUUCUGAAUGAACGACUGGGUGGGCCCAGAUGUCAAUGUGGUGGGACCACUACAGGUCCCCAACGGCGAUGGCUUCUCUCUUUCAGAGAGUUCCCACUUCUUCGAUAUACUGGCGGAACAGGGCAGCCCUCUACUCCAGGACCCAGAAGCGCUUCCAUUUACCUCCUAUCCCAGCAUGCAGUACCCCUCCAUGGAGCCCCCCAUGGCAUCCCCUUCGUACUACCCCAGUCAGCACUACUACCCGCCAUACAGUGCGGAGGACUGGUACUCCUCGCCCAGCCUGUAUGAACUGAGGAAGGGGCCUCUGGGGGCGGCCAGCUUUGAGGCUGAGAUGGAGGAAACCUCCGUGUUCGUACCGACAGUGUGCAAGAGGGCCCGACACACGUCCCAACCUGGCAGGGUCAAAGGGGAGGAGCUGUGUGUGGUGUGCGGAGACAAGGCCUCUGGGUAUCACUACAAUGCACUUACCUGUGAGGGCUGCAAAGGCUUCUUCAGGAGAAGCAUCACAAAGAACGCUGUGUACAAGUGCAAGAGCGGGGGGACUUGUGAAAUGGACAUGUACAUGCGCAGGAAGUGUCAAGAAUGCCGACUCAGGAAGUGUAAAGAGAUGGGAAUGCUGGCAGAGUGUUUGCUAACAGAAAUCCAGUGUAAGUCCAAAAGGCUCAGAAAAAACACAAAGGGCUCAUCGGAGGAGUCCACAGCAGGUGACCCAGAGGGACCCGACUGUGGCGACACCAAACAGGUCACCUCCACCACCAGACUCUUAAAGGAAAAAGUGGAACUCAGUCAAGAACAACAGGCUCUGCUCAAUUACAUUGUUGACGCUUACAAUAAACAUCGGAUUCCUCCAGACCAAGCUAAGAAACUGCUCCAGGAGCAGUUCAACGCAGAGGAGAAUUUCCAGUUACUCACAGAAAUGGCUACAAGUCACGUCCAAGUGCUGGUGGAGUUCACCAAAAACAUCCCAGGUUUUCAGAGCUUGGACCACGAGGACCAGAUCGCUCUCCUGAAAGGCUCGGCGGUGGAGGCCAUGUUUCUGCGCUCAGCCCAGGUCUUCACACGCAAGCUCCCUCAGGGACACACAGAGGUGCUGGAGGACAGGAUCCGCAAGAGUGGGAUCUCUGAGGAAUUUAUCACGCCCAUGUUCAACUUCUAUAAGAGUAUCGGGGAGCUGCAAAUGCUUCAGGAGGAGCAUGCUCUCCUCACCGCAAUCACUAUUCUCACACCAGACCGGCCCUAUGUAAGGGAUCAGCAGGCGGUGGAGGGGCUGCAGGAGACCAUGCUGGAGGUGCUGAGGAAGUUCUGCAAGCUGCAGCACCCGCAGGAAGCCCAGCACUUCGCCCGGCUACUGGGCCGCCUAACGGAGCUGCGCACCCUCAACCACCACCACGCCGAGAUGCUCACCUCCUGGCGCAUGAGCGACCACAAGUUCACGCCGCUGCUCUGCGAGAUCUGGGACGUGCAGUGACCACAGGCGGCCAGUAGGAGUGACGGAGUGAGAGAGGGGGGACGAUUCAGAUAGAAAGGGAGAGAAGUAGAUUGUGGGGGAAAGAGAAAUGGGAUACGAGGAGAGGAGAGGAAAGGAGGAUGGGAGGAGAUGCAGAUGCAACUGUCUCAUCAGAGGAACUUUGCAUUGAAACAGGAAAAUGGAAAUUCAUACGCUAGUAGACAGUGCUGUCACUACAUACUACUACUUUGUACAAUAGCCCACAGCAGAACAAAACAUUUAAGAUAGUUAUUACAUUGUGUAAAGGUGUAAGAAGAGAAAUACGUUUUUAUAGUGACAGAAAAGGCCCCUUGUUCUGGAAGUAAUGGUCUCUUAUUAAAUAUCUUUGACUAUA
Molecule: messenger RNA, 2145 nt
Organism: Clupea harengus (Atlantic herring)
Lineage: Eukaryota; Metazoa; Chordata; Actinopteri; Clupeiformes; Clupeidae
Gene: nr1h4
Product: nuclear receptor subfamily 1, group H, member 4
Biological process (GO): negative regulation of transcription by RNA polymerase II; negative regulation of inflammatory response; positive regulation of transcription by RNA polymerase II
Cellular component (GO): RNA polymerase II transcription regulator complex
Molecular function (GO): bile acid binding; RNA polymerase II cis-regulatory region sequence-specific DNA binding; nuclear receptor activity
Source: RefSeq, a predicted model, not a curated record